Hypanus sabinus (Atlantic stingray) is the source of this 1697-nucleotide messenger RNA. RefSeq names its product prolactin regulatory element binding (gene preb). The record is from RefSeq and is a predicted model, not a curated record. The transcript has 9 exons. NCBI's taxonomy places the organism in Eukaryota, Metazoa, Chordata, Chondrichthyes, Myliobatiformes, Dasyatidae. The coding region runs from base 130 to 1392 and encodes 420 amino acids. Gene Ontology annotation, molecular function: guanyl-nucleotide exchange factor activity; GTPase activator activity; protein binding. Gene Ontology annotation, cellular component: endoplasmic reticulum membrane. Gene Ontology annotation, biological process: protein secretion.
GCCUCCCGGUUGUCACCUUUGUCGCUCGGUGCUGAUGUGUCUGCUGUCCGGUUUGAAGGAAGCCCUGGUGUUGAAGCUACAGGCCUAGGACGGCGAGGCAGAGGCAGGGCCUACACUUUUCCGGCGGUGAUGGGCCGCCGAGGUGCCGCGGAGUUGUAUCGCGCGCCUUUCCCGCUCUACACGGUCAGUGUCCCGCGGGCCGACCUGGUGGUGACCGCGGGCGGAGGAGGUGCCUCUAAAACCGGCAUCAGCAAUGGAGUGCAUUUCCUGCGAUUGGAGCGUGUCACUGGCAGCUUGUCGGCAAUGCUUCUCCAUUCCCAUGACACGGAGACCCGAGCCCCCAUGAACAUGGCUGUGGCUGGAGAUAUUCUGGCAAUUGGACAAGACUCCACUUGUCACAUCCUCCGAAUCCAUGAAGAGAAACAGAAACCUGUUGAGCAAAAAAACAGCAAAAAAGAGGAAACAGUGAAGAAGAUGGAAACAAAGAAGCGAAGGCAAGCCACUAAAACGUUGUCUAAUGCAAGUGGGGACAUGCGGAAUGAGAGCUCAGAGAUUGUGGUGGAACCACUUCAUGUUGUUCACACUGACUUCAGUUCAGAUGCCCUUCAGAAAAGUGUUCGUUUUAACCAGGAGCACUCCAUUCUUGUAACCGGUGGUGUGGAUGGAUGUAUUCGGCUGUGGGAGUUCCCAAGUAUGAAGAAACGUUUUGACUUCCAAGCUCAUGAAGGAGAGAUUGAAGAUUUGGACAUUAGUCCUGACAAUAAGAUAGUGACUGUGGGACGAGACUUCAAGUGUUGUGUUUGGAAAAAUGACCAGUUAGUGACAGAACUAUGCUGGAAUGAAAACAUGCCUCAGAUUACAGACAAGAUGUAUCGAUACCAAGCAUGCAGGUUUGGGAAGGUUGAGGAUAAUCAGGAAGCUCUCCGUCUCUACACUGUGCAGAUCCCACAUAAGCGAGAGCGGAAACCCCUUCAGUGCUACAUCAGCAAGUGGGAUGGGAAUAAUUUCCUGCCGCUUCUCACUCGGCCCUGUGGCAAUGAGGUGAUCUCUGCAAUGACAGUCAGUGAUUUGGGAACAUUUAUAGGACUUGGGACUGUGACUGGCUCUGUAGCUAUCUACAUUGCCUUCUCUCUCCAGCAAGUUUACUACAUGAGAGAAACACAUGGGAUUGUGGUGACUGACUUGGCCUUCCUACCUGAUGUCCGUCAAGCCAGGGAGAUGACUGGAGAGAGUGAGGCUGCAUUGUUGAGUGUGGCUGUAGACAGCCGAUGUAAAUUGCAUCUGGUUCCCAGCAGGCAACUGUUCCCUGUCUGGGUGGUGAUGCUGCUGUGCGGACUGAUCAUUGUGCUCACAAUUGUCCUUUUGCAGCACCUGUUUCCUGGACUUUUGUAAUCUUCUCCCUCACGAAGAUGCUGCUUCAGUUAACAUGAUCCUAGUAGAACUGGACUGAAAUGAACAGCCAUGUUGUGGGCUUGUCAACACUCCUUGUGUAAAAUGAAAUGUUUGUGAGAUUGUGCAGGGAUAUGUUUCACACUAUGCACAAGGACCUUCUAUUCACAAUAGCUCCUCAGGCAGUGAAUUCCAGAUACCAGUAACUACAUUUCCUCUGAUUUUGUGCAUCUGUCCAUCAGUUAAUCCCUCCCUAAUCAUUUCUGUAUAUUUCUCUCAAUCUCAUUAAAUCAGUCCUAGAUUUUGGA